Pocillopora verrucosa is the source of this 1907-nucleotide messenger RNA. Its product is annotated as TNF receptor-associated factor 6-like. NCBI's taxonomy places the organism in Eukaryota, Metazoa, Cnidaria, Anthozoa, Scleractinia, Pocilloporidae. Gene Ontology annotation, molecular function: zinc ion binding. Gene Ontology annotation, biological process: protein K63-linked ubiquitination; tumor necrosis factor-mediated signaling pathway. The record is from RefSeq and is a predicted model, not a curated record.
ACCGAAAUGGACGCGAGAAGCAGAGCGGCGGCUGCUUUACUGUUAGAUUUCCUUGAACGAUCCGAGAACGACGAGGGAGACUUUGAAGGAGACUUUGAUCAGGAAUUAAGCGACGAUCUCGAUGAUCGUAGCAGCGACGAAGAAGAACAAGCCCGGCCAACGUUUGGAGGCUAUGAAUACGAAUUUAUAGAUAACGUUUUGGACAAUCAAAUAUGUCCGGUGUGCCUUUUGCCUAUGAGAGACGCUGUCCAAACUAAAGAGUGCGGCCAUCGAUUCUGUAAAGAUUGCUUACACGGGAUUCUAAGAAGUAACCAUCCAGUUUGUCCGAAUGACAGGCAGAACAUCAAACGAAAGGGCGGGUUUUUUUCAGACAAAGCCUGGGCUAGGGAUAUUUUGUGCCUCCGAGUAAAAUGCAAACAGAGCGCCACAGGAUGUGGCUGGAUUGGUCAACUGCGACACGCGGAGGACCACCAAAAGACCUGCCCCUAUGUAGAAGAGCAGUGCCGCGAUUGUGAAGCAAACAUACAGAGAAGACACCUUAAUACUCAUUACAAGGAGGAGUGCCCAAAGAGAUUAGUGGAAUGUGUGCACUGUCAAAAAAAGUACCGUUUCAUGGAAAAAACUGUACACGAGGACUUUUAUUGUAGCCGUUACCCUCUCAGCUGCACCAAUAAUUGUGGAGCCUUGCAAAUACCACGAGAAGAGCUGGAAAGGCACAUUUCCGAACAAUGCCCGUUGACUGAAGUGACCUGCCCCUAUGCCAAGGCCGGGUGUCCUUAUAAGGAUAAGAGAGUUCACCUGAGCAGACACAUGGAGACCAGCGUGGAUAAUCACUUGUGGCUGACAUGGUACUCGCUCGUGGAAACAAAACAAGAGCUUGGCAAUCUGAAAGAUCUGCGGCAGAAAUAUAUCAAGGUUCAGUUUGUGAACGAGAGGCUGACACAGUCCUCUGCUGAGUUCGUUGGAGAGAUCCGCGAUUUAUCGGCAGCUGUUAAACGAUUGGAAGCACAAAACGCCAAACAAGUGAAGCAGAUCGAAGACUUGACCAGAAAGCUUGAAAAAGUUCAAAAGCCUGGCAAAUCUUACUCAUCAAGGAAAAGCGCGCUUAAUAAUUCCUACUGAAUUUAGUAACAAAAAAUAACGAAGCAAUCUCAAAGACCGAUUAGAUCAAAGGAGAAGUCACAAUUGGGAGCAUAUCAGUGAUAACUCGGGGUUUCAGUUACUUUACAUACUAUGAGAGGUUGAAACACUCACCCCUUACUCCCGCCUUGUAUUUGAAAAAAAAAUUUCAAGAUAUGGUCUUGAGCGCUUUUCCCGCUGACGAAAAGUAGCUUCCAUUUAAACUGUUUACACUACGCUGCAAGUUGAAGUCAGCGAUGGCAGUCAAACUGUUUCCGCUUUCAAACCCCUGGGGAAAAUCAUUUUAGUACGUCAUACUGUUCUAUAGAGGGCCCAGCAGGGCGAGAGACCUUCAGGCGCUAAAAAAUAUUAACGGAGUUUGUCGUUUAAAGUUUUCAUUACAUAUCACUGACCGACCUGGAUUUCUCUUCAAUUGGGAAAGCUUCCUACCCUCCCCACCCAGACUUUGAUGUAGUUUAAUAUGGUGUGAUGUUUUCCUUGGGGUGAUAUAGUCAAUUGGAUGUACGAAGACAUCAACUGAGUUCUCGAAAAUAGUGAAAUAUUGCGUGUAAAUGUUCCACUUCAAAGGUCAUAGUAACCUAGCAUUAAUAUAGCUUGUAAUGCAAAUGUUCAAAGACUAGUUCUGAUUCGUAACGAGCGAGUAUCAUUGAGGUUAAUUUGACAGGAUGGAUCAGCCAUUCUGGCUGGUUUUAAUGCGAGAAGGAAAAUUUUCUACUGGCUCUUUAUAGCAAUUAUUCAUUUUUUCUCAAGUUUUUCUUGCUUGUAAA